Molecule: messenger RNA, 1140 nt
Organism: Punica granatum (pomegranate)
Lineage: Eukaryota; Viridiplantae; Streptophyta; Magnoliopsida; Myrtales; Lythraceae
Source: RefSeq, a predicted model, not a curated record
CCCCCCCCCCGUCCUUCUUCACCGAGUGAGCGAGAGAGGGAAUAUAUGGCGAUUUGGUGAAUCCCCUCUCUCUCUCUCUCUCUCUCUCUCUCUCUAUCUAUCUCUGUGUCUUGGUAUAUAUUGGUCUCUGAUCGGCUCUUCUGAAGUUGAGACCGGAUCGCUCUGCUAUCAGGCAUCGGAUUGUGUAGGCUUUAAAAAGUUGCAUUCAGGGAGCAUCCUUAUACAAUGAGCACUCGGGCAGGGAGGAGUCCUCCAUUGAGAGGUUAUCGACGUAAGAAGACAUUACUGAAUUUAGACCUUAACACGCCACCUGUUGAAAAUCCAGAGCAGGAAGGCACCUCUACUCAGGCUACACCUCAACCGGUCAAUGCGAUAACUACAAUUGAUGUUGAAGCAAUUGAUGAUGAUGAUGAUGUUGUGUUUUGCUCUCCUAGUGCUUUUGCUGAGGCGAAAAGCAAGUCUCAAAGGAACCGUGGAAGGGCCACUAUUGUGGAUGUUGAUACAGAAGCAAUGACACAUGGCAACAAGAGAAGAAGAAUUCCAGCAGGCCAGCCUUCUAUUGAUUGUGAUCACUCUUUAAAUUUGGAGGGCAGUGGGAACUCUUUGGUAUUGAUGGAGAAGCCAGCUCCUCCUCCCAAGGAGCCCACCUUCACUUGUCCAAUCUGCAUGGGUCCGCUCAUCGAGGAGACUUCCACAAAGUGUGGCCAUAUAUUCUGCAAAGCCUGCAUCAGGGAAGCGAUUGCUUCUCAAGCAAAAUGCCCUACUUGUAGGAAGCGUGUGACCGUGAGGGAGCUCAUCAGGGUCUUCCUACCUGCUACCAAUUUAGUAUGAUCUAUGCUCGGGUGGACAAGCUGCUUUGAGCUCGGGGAGGGAAUUGGCACCGUUUUUCUUGCAUCAGUUGGACCGAAACUUAGUCCAGGCAUCAGAUCACCAUUGUAUUGUUCAAACUGAUGUAUUUGCAACAUAGUUAUUUCUCAUGUGAGACUUGAUACAGUUGUUGGAACCUUCUGUCUCUGUUAUUACUUGAACUCGUUGUUAAUAUUUAGGCCAGUGACCAGUUAGUCCGAAUAUUUGAAUUUUUUUGUUAAUAUUUUUUAUAUGCAUCUAGAAACUAAGCUGAAAUACUUAAGAUUUUAUUGA